Molecule: messenger RNA, 1086 nt
Organism: Necator americanus (New World hookworm)
Lineage: Eukaryota; Metazoa; Nematoda; Chromadorea; Rhabditida; Ancylostomatidae
Exons: 11
Coding region: 1-1086 (361 amino acids)
Cellular component (GO): mitochondrion
Molecular function (GO): GTP binding; GTPase activity; magnesium ion binding
Source: RefSeq, a predicted model, not a curated record
AUGCUGCAACCGCGAUUAAUUUUCUGGAUGAUUGGCAAUCGGCUUAAUUCUUCUACUCCUCUCAUCUCUAAAAACCCUGUCUUGCCAAAGAAGCCGAAGUCGUUUGGAGAGGCUGGUACAUUCGUAGACUACCGUCGUAUUAAAUGUAUCGCUGGGAACGGAGGUGACGGAAUGAUUUCUUUCUUCAGAGGCUAUCGUAAUCCUUUCGGAGGGCCAGAUGGUGGCGAUGGUGGAAAUGGUGGACAUGUCCUAUUCAGAGCUUGUAACCAUACGAAGGACCUCUCACAUUUGAGAGCCAUAGAAAAAGCUGGUAGAGGCGAUUUCGGAGGAUCAAAAUCAUGCCAUGGCAAGUCAGCUGAACAUCUCGAGAUCCGUGUACCUGUUGGCACAGUUUUCAAGAAUGGCGACACCGUCGUAUUCGAGUUGGCAAACGAAGGCGAUGUCUUUUUGGCUGCACGUGGAGGGGCUGGAGGGCAUGGGAAUCAAUUUUAUGUGUCAAAUGAAGUUCGGAAACCGUUCAAGGCUGAAGUUGGAGGUCGGGGUGAAGAGGUAGUAUAUGAUGUGGAGAUGCGAGUAAUGGCCACUGCAGGUCUUGUUGGCUUUCCUAACGCGGGAAAGUCUUCCCUUCUUCGAGCCAUUUCUCGAGCCAAGCCUAAAGUAGCUUCAUAUCCCUUCACAACGCUAAAACCGCAUGUGGGGAUAGUUCACUACGAUGACUUCGAGCAAAUAGCUGUGGCUGAUAUCCCUGGUCUAAUCGAAGGUGCACAUGAAGAUCGCGGUCUUGGUAUUUCAUUUUUAAAGCAUAUAGAAAGUUGUCUUUUCUACGUGCUUGAUAUCACACUUGGUGAAUUACGGGAACAAUUUGAUUUGUUACGAAUAGAGUUGGAAGAGUAUCGUAAAGGGUUAUCCUCACGACCUACAGCCGUAGUACUGAACAAGAUAGAUCUUGAUCCUACGCAAGACAAUGAUGGAAACCGACGACUUUUUCCAGGGUAUCCCACAUUUUUCGUAUCAGCCAAAGGUGGUACUGGUCUUCAAGAAUUGCUCAUUUAUUUAAGAGAAGAGUAUGAUAAAGCGAAGAAAUAG